Talaromyces rugulosus is the source of this 633-nucleotide messenger RNA. RefSeq lists its product as uncharacterized. The record is from RefSeq and is a predicted model, not a curated record. The transcript is spliced from 4 exons. Gene Ontology annotation, cellular component: endoplasmic reticulum-Golgi intermediate compartment; Golgi apparatus; endoplasmic reticulum. Lineage: Eukaryota; Fungi; Ascomycota; Eurotiomycetes; Eurotiales; Trichocomaceae. Gene Ontology annotation, biological process: Golgi organization; endoplasmic reticulum to Golgi vesicle-mediated transport; intracellular protein transport. The coding region runs from base 1 to 633 and encodes 210 amino acids.
AUGCGCAUCCAGAAUAUAUUGGGCGGUCUUUUGGCCACGGCCAUUCCUCUGGCUUCGGCGACCGCGUUGACGUACAAGGUUGAUGCCAGCGAGAAGGCCUGCUUUUACGCUGAUGUCCCGCAGCAGGACACCAAGAUCGCAUUUUACUUUGCCGUUCAAUCCGGCGGCUCCUUCGACAUUGACUACCUCGUCACCGGUCCUCUCGACAAGGUCAUUCUGGAAGGAACAAAGGAACGCCAGGCCGAUUUCGUGUUUACCGCGCAGAGCGUUGGCGAGUAUAGCUUCUGCUUCAGCAAUGAAAUGUCUACAUUUGCGGAGAAGUUUGUGGAUUUUGAGAUUGCGGUCGAAAACGAGCAAAAAGCACAGCUUCCAUCCAAACAAGGCGCCAGCCCCGAGCAAUCGGGCGUUAUCGAGGAGUCGAUCAUGAAAGUGUCGACUAUGCUGUCGACAAUCUCCCGUAACCAGAAAUACUUCCGUACGCGCGAGAACCGCAAUUUCAGUACCGUGCGCAGCACCGAGCGACGCAUCUUCAACUUCAGCGUUAUUGAGAGCCUGCUGAUGGUGUCCAUGGCUGGGUUGCAGGUCUUUAUCGUGCGCUUCUUUUUCCAGGGAGCGCGCAAGGGCUACGUAUAA